AUGGCGAUGCCGGCGCGAGAAGUGUGGGCACUGGCUGGUGACGACGCCCUCCUCCCGUGUGACCUGAGUGUGAGAGACCCGAAGGACUCAGUGCAGAUGGUGAUGUGGCUGAGGGAAGGCACUCACACACCUCUCUUCAGCGUGGACUACCGGGAACGUACAGGUGACGACCCACAGACCUGGCGUGACAACUCGGCGUCCACAGCACAACGAGCCCACAUGCACGUGAACGGCGUCGACUUGGGUCUCAUCAACAGCAUCGACUUCGCAGAACAAAGUUACGGUGGACGAGUGACAGAUUUCGGAUACGGAGAAAGCAUGAGUACCUCUCACCUCUCAGGGAGUCUCAGUUCCCGAGUCUUUGGCAAUAGAAUCGAGGAUAUUGAUUCACAGGAGAGUGCUACCCUAGACAGUCCGUUGGAAGAGGAGAAUAUCGGUCUAGUGGUUAAAGAUGUGGAGUUGAACGACACCGCCGUCUACCGCUGCCGAGUAGACUUCUUGCUGUCACCGACACGUAACAGUCGCGUCAAUUUCACUGUAGUAGUGCCGCCGCUACAUGUUGGUGUGAGGUGGUGGAUGGGUGACAGAGGAGACUCCGUCAUCAACAACGAGGCUGGACCCUUCCGUGAAGGGGAUUCACCAACGCUCAUCUGCUUCACCCGCGACGCUUGGCCUCCUCCCCGAGUGGUGUGGUUUGAGGAGGACGUGUUGGUGGAUGACACGUAUACCAUGGACCCGACUAAUGAAGCCGUGGAGAAUACCUUGUUACUGAAGCACCUGACGAGAACCCAUCACCAUCGCCGCUUCACCUGUGUCGCUGCUAACUCCAACCUUACGAAACCCAUUGCUGCCACCGUCCACAUACAGAUGGCAUUGGAUGUGUUGAACGUGGAGAUGGACGAGGUAGGAGUGUUGUCUGCCGGGGUUCAGGCUGAGGUGAAGUGCACAGUAUGGGGAUCCAGUCCACCGCCCAUCGUUACCUGGACACUGGCUGGCUCCGAGCUCGCCUCCGCCAAACCCUGGGUGUCAGACGAUGGCAACAGGAGCGUGUCAAUGGUGAGCUUCACGCCUCAGCCUCGCCACGACGGUACCCAGUUGGAGUGCUCGGCCCACAACCCCGUCAUCACAAGCACCCCGGCUCACCGCCACCCCAACCCCGACAACCACCACUCCAGCGUUCUCACCGUCAACUAUGCCCCGAGGGUGAGUGUGACGCUCGGCCGCUCCCUCGACGCUGCCAACAUCAAGGAAGGGGACGAUCUCUAUUUUGAAUGUGCCGCCACAGCCAAACCUCCACCUCACAAGGUCACCUGGAGUCACAACGGAGGACACCUAGAGUCAUCACCGGGGAUCCUAGUGUCCAACAUGACGCUGGUGUUGCAGAAAGUGGCUCGCUCAAACGCGAGCACCGCACUUGCCACGCCACCAACACCGAGGGAUCUGCUGCUUCUCCGCCUGUCAACCUCGACGUCAAAUACGCCCCAGUGUGCGCCACGGACACGGUAGCCCAACACAGUGUGGCCAAGCACGAGAACGCCCGCAUCUCGUGUAAUGUGCUGGCUAACCCCCCUGUCGUGCACUUCAGUUGGGCCUUCAACAACACCGCCGAGGCUGUCAGCGUUCCCACAGACCGAUAUGUGGUGAUGGGCACGGAAUCGGUGGUCAACUACACGCCCGUCACGGAACUCGACUACGGCACUCUACUCUGCUGGGCUAAGAAUGCUAUCGGCACUCAAGUUCACCCGUGUGUCUUCCAGAUAGUGGCAGC
This is a messenger RNA of Homarus americanus (American lobster), 1768 nucleotides long. Its product is annotated as nephrin-like. The transcript is spliced from 11 exons. The coding region runs from base 1 to 1506 and encodes 501 amino acids. NCBI's taxonomy places the organism in Eukaryota, Metazoa, Arthropoda, Malacostraca, Decapoda, Nephropidae. The record is from RefSeq and is a predicted model, not a curated record.